Molecule: messenger RNA, 1003 nt
Organism: Pseudopipra pipra
Lineage: Eukaryota; Metazoa; Chordata; Aves; Passeriformes; Pipridae
Product: C-type lectin domain family 2 member B-like
Exons: 5
Coding region: 158-799 (213 amino acids)
Source: RefSeq, a predicted model, not a curated record
AAGGGCUGUCCUGGUUGGCUGGGCUGUGGCCCAGGAGGUCUCAGCUCCCUGCAGGUCCCCUCAGCCUCUCCUCUCCUUCCACCCCAGGCUGCCGAGUGCAUCCACCCCACAGAGCCCAGGGAACGUCAGCCCCGGGCCCUGACGCUUCUCUGUUCCAAUGGAGAAAAAAAACCAAGAGCCAAAUUCUUCAAGCCAGGUGGAAGCCCUGAACAUCUGCAGUGAUUCAAAGGAACAGUCCAAAUGGGGGUCCUACAGAACCGAGUCAGACUGGAGAACAUCCCCCAAGGUGCGUGUUCUCCUCGCUCUGAGUGUGUUCCUGGGGAUCCUCACCUUGAGCCUGCUUAUGGCACUGAUUGUUCUCAGUGUGAGACCCCCUUUCCCUGAGCCGGAAUUCUCCCACAUGUGCCCAGACACCUGGCCUGGUUUCCAAGGAAAAUGUUAUUAUUUUUCUGAGGCUGAGGGCAACUGGACCACGGGCCGGGCAAGGUGUGAGGCCCUGGGAGCUUCCCUGGCCACCAUAAGCACGAAGGAGGAACUGGCCUUCCUUCUGCGCUAUAAAGGCGAAGCAAACCACUGGAUCGGGCUGGGAAUGAGGGAUAACGGCUGGGAGUGGAUCAAUGGCACGGCCUUGAACGGCAGGUUUGAGGUGAGGGGUGUGGGGCCCUGCGGGUACCUCGAUGACUGGUGGAUCAGCUCGUCCCUGUGCCACAGGGAGAAGAACUGGAUCUGCAGCCGCCCCGACAACUUCGUCCUGUGGGAGGGGAAAUUAAGAGACCCCAAACCAGGACUUUCAACCUAAAUCUCUGACCAGAUGGGGGGGCUUCACUCCAGCACUGCAACUGAAAUUUUCAGGGUGAAUCCAAAAAAUCAGGUACAAGGAACUGGUGCUAUCCCCUAUCCUUUGGACCUUUUGAGCAGCACAAGUGUGGUUUGCACCACAGAAAACUUGCUCAAAAGGUUUGCACAAAUGCAAAUGGUAUUUAUACAAUUUGCCUUAAAUGCA